AGCAGUUUUGGUGCUUUCGUGUAACACAUAACGUUAACUAACAACACAGACGUUUAAAACAGGAACAUUUGAGGAACUCUGACGAGCGGACUGCUCGUACCGCUGCUUGGCAACAGAGACGGAGAUGAAGAUGGCAGCAUAACAUUAGCCAAAGAUCAAGAUUUUAUGUUUUUUAUUUCAUUUUAAAGUCAUAUAUUUGGUGAAGUCAACCUCUUAGUGUUUAUUUUAUUUUUUAUUGACUUGAGUUAUAAUGAAAGGCUCCCAUUCUGCUUUUUUGAGCCGGAGGAAGAGGCAGGACAGCGGGGUGUCCGGGCUGUUGUAUCCGCUGCUCGGUGCUUGUCUCUGGGCUUCGGUGGUCGGGUACAAGCCGGUGGUCAUCGUCCACGGUUUGUUCGACAGCUCGGGGGAUUUUAUACAUUUACAGCAAUUUAUUAACGACUCUCACCCUGGAACGAAUGUGACAGUCAUCGACUUGUUUGACGGCAGUUCCAGCCUGCAGCCCAUGUGGAAGCAGGUGGAGGGGUUCAAGGCAGCUAUUUACCCAAUAUUGAAAAACUCAGAAGAUGGGGUCCACUUCAUCUGCUACUCUCAAGGUGGGCUGGUUUGCAGAGGAAUCAUCUCCACUCUCUCUGACCACAACGUCCAGUCUUUCAUCUCUCUGUCCUCGCCUCAGGCCGGGCAAUAUGGAGACACAGACUACUUGAGGUACCUCUUCCCACAAUUUGUGAAGUCCAACCUCUUCCACUUCUGCUACACGUCAGUAGGUCAGAAGUUCUCCAUCUGCAACUACUGGAAUGACCCGCAUCACAGAGACCUCUAUGUGAACAGCAGUGACUAUUUGUCUCUGCUCAACAGCGAGAAGCACAACCCAAACUCAACAGAAUGGAAGAAGAACUUUCUCAAAAUCAAGAAGCUGGUUUUGAUCGGAGGACCAGACGAUGGAGUCAUCGCUCCCUGGCAGUCGAGUCAGUUUGGAUUUUAUGACGACAACGAGACCGUCGUAGAGAUGCAGCAUCAAGAUUUGUAUUUACGAGAUGUUUUCGGUCUGAAGACGCUGGCGGCUCGAGGAGAUCUGAUCAUCUGCUCGGUUCCCGGCGUUGCACACGUGCACUGGCACUCGAAUGAGACGGUGUUCCACAUGUGCAUGGAGAAAUGGCUGGUGUAGAGCGAACCUCUGUAGCCGCACACUGACACGGAUACACACACAGAGUUGCACAGCCUGCAGUCAUAUAAGUUCUUAACUUCCACCAUGUAUGAAAGGCCACUGCAGUAUCCUCGCAAACAUGUGUGAGUGAGCUCUCGAGGUGAAAUCAAAUUGUUUGGAUUCCAGUUCUUAGAGAUGACUCUGUAUUUAUGCUCUCUGAUGGUGAGGUUGGUGUUCGGUCGAUGCGUUUAGAAGUUUAUGGUCAUCCUAGAAACUACCAGGUUAAUUUAAAGGGAUAAGUUUAAUAUUUUUGUAAGUACGCUAAUUUGCUAUCUUGCAGAGCAUUGAUGCCACUAUCAUGACUCGACGUGAAAUAUGUCGCUAUAAGCAGCAGCUGGUUAGCUUGGUAGUGAGACUGCAAACACCGGGACACGGACAGCCUGGUCUGUCCAAAGCUGACACACUCCUCCUACCAGCACCUCUCACCUUCAAUAAUGAACAUAAUGUUUGUUUUAUCUCUACAAGAACUGGAGUGUAAAAGGAGGUUAUGUGCCAUCUCGGCUAGAUGCAGUUACGUGGUUUUAUCGUCACAGUGAGGAACCAGAAGAAACUCCAAAGAGGUAUCGCUUCACAGCCAAAACAUAAAACACCAUUUAAGUUAAACAGACGGGAUUUAAUGUGUUAAUUGGUGCACUGUGGAGAUGCUGGUUGGCAGAUUAUUUACCUUUGCACAAAGCUGGAUAGCUGUUUCCCUCUGUUGCCAGUCUGGCUACUAACGGCUGACUAUAAGUCCACAUUUAUUGUACGGCCAAUAAAGCGUCGUCGAUCUUCUUCUCUAGCUUUCGGGAAAAAAAUCAUUUUUAAUUGUCUCUUUUAGGCCAUGUUGCUGCUGCCGUCAGACGCAGUAUAUAGUUGAUAAAGGUUUAAGUAGGUUAAUGUUAUUACAGUCAGCAAUGGUAUAGCAAAUCAUACAUUAAAGGAGCAGUCGGUAAUGUAUGGGGAGAAAAAGAAGGGUCACGAAUCUAGCAGCGGUUAAGACGGAAGACUUUUUUCGUGUUUUCAGUGAAAACGCUGCCGCGAACAUUCAGUAUAUAUCCGUGUGUGUGUCUGUGUGUGCUCGGUCACACAUACCUCAAAACUCCACACACCUCAACAGUGCCUGAGCGACGGUCUGUCCUUGUUUCUUCAUGUACAGAUUCACUGCCCUGAUCAUCGUAUGAUGCAGUAAUUUAUAUCUUUUUAUUCUUCCAUUGCUAACCCGGGGUGGGCCACGUUGUCCCGUUUUUUAAGUGUAAUCGUGAAUAUCAUGUUUAUCAUCAUGUCCAUGCAGUGCUUUGGAGCUUUAGUAGAUUGAGCCUUAAAGUUUCCCCUCAUGCCCCCUCAUGUGUCUCAGACCGAAGUGCUCCGACACACUGCCUUUAGUGACGGUGCUAAAACAUAUUGAUAUGGAGGGGUGGCCGCAGAGUGGCAGAGCUAUAUGAGUGUUUACUUGUUGACCAGACUAUUGUAUGUGGCUCUCUUUACAAGUUAAUUAACUUAACCUAACUGCAUGAACUGUGGAUUUAAGGGAUUACCUCUCUUUGUUCAGUUUUCUUGCAAAUUUAACAGUGAAUGUGGUUUUCUAAAAACUCAAACUAUUUUGACUCCUACAAUUUCUAAAAGUUUCUGUUUUGUAAAUGAAAAUGUGUGAAAUAAUGUCAAUUCUUCAAUAAAAAUAAAAGUGAACUUUA
Molecule: messenger RNA, 2874 nt
Organism: Pseudoliparis swirei
Lineage: Eukaryota; Metazoa; Chordata; Actinopteri; Perciformes; Liparidae
Gene: ppt2b
Product: palmitoyl-protein thioesterase 2b
Exons: 8
Coding region: 251-1165 (304 amino acids)
Cellular component (GO): lysosome
Molecular function (GO): thiolester hydrolase activity
Source: RefSeq, a predicted model, not a curated record